AUGAAACGUUUCAAUUGUUUUAAUUUACGUUCCUUUGGUUUUAUUGUUGCCGGCUUUGAUAUUAUUUUGGGCUUAUGUACGUUGGCAAUUUGCUCUUACUACCUAUGGACGGAUUAUGUGCAUGUAUCGUAUUGGCCGCAGGAUGAGGUGAAAAUAUUGAGUCCUCUAAGCAAUUUCAUUGCAAUAGUGGUUGAUUAUGUACUCGUACAUAACUUCUCUAAUGCAUUCUAUAUGGUCUUGGCUGUUAUAAUUUGGAUUAAAUCAUUAAUUAAUUUAAUAGUUGCUUCCAUACUUAUGGAUGGUAUCAGAAAGCAACGUCUUAUUUGCAUUACACCCUGGCUUAUUAAUACAAUAAUUUCGAUUCUCAUUGAGAUAGCCGUAUUUGUUUUCAUGGAAAUUAAAAUGAAUGAAUUUGAAGAGGGUAUUGCAUUGGAUCGACGCAUUGUGCACAGUGUCAUCUUCGGUGUAUUUAUGGUUUUUAAUGCACUCUCUGUAUUCGGCAUCUUUGCAUUAUAUAAAAUGCUGAAGGCCACCGCUAAUGAGAAUCGUACGCUACAGGAGAGUAUUGUGGAAGCAGCUGGACUUUAUCAGCAUGUUAAAGUUUAAAUUUAUAAAUAUUUGUUCGUAACAAGUUUUCGCAACAUUUUGCAUGAAACUAAUGGAUGAAUCAAUUUGAUUAUGUAUGUAUUAUUGUUGGACAAUGCAUUUAUUUUGGAAGGCAAGUGUAAAAUUAAAUAUAAAAUUAAA
Messenger RNA from Ceratitis capitata (Mediterranean fruit fly), 747 nucleotides. RefSeq lists its product as uncharacterized. The record is from RefSeq and is a predicted model, not a curated record. The coding region runs from base 1 to 606 and encodes 201 amino acids. NCBI's taxonomy places the organism in Eukaryota, Metazoa, Arthropoda, Insecta, Diptera, Tephritidae. The transcript has 4 exons.